Messenger RNA from Postia placenta MAD-698-R-SB12, 1004 nucleotides. RefSeq lists its product as hypothetical. The transcript has 6 exons. NCBI's taxonomy places the organism in Eukaryota, Fungi, Basidiomycota, Agaricomycetes, Polyporales, Adustoporiaceae. The coding region runs from base 100 to 855 and encodes 251 amino acids. Gene Ontology annotation, cellular component: cytosol. Gene Ontology annotation, biological process: glyceraldehyde-3-phosphate biosynthetic process; gluconeogenesis; glycerol catabolic process. The record is from RefSeq and is a predicted model, not a curated record. Gene Ontology annotation, molecular function: triose-phosphate isomerase activity.
CACCCCGGUCCACCCCAGACUCGUCUUGAACCCCCAUCGACUUCGCAUAAAGCGACACGAAAACCUCUCCCUCGAUCUGUACCAACCGUCUGAAUAGCCAUGUCUCGUCAAUUCUUUGUCGGCGGAAACUUCAAGAUGAAUCCUGCAACGCAGGAGCAAAAGCGGUCACUUGUGAAGGUUUUGAAUGAAGCAACGAUUGACCCCUCUGUUGAGGUCGUGCUUGCCCCUCCCGCGAUCUACUUGCUUACUCUGAAGGAAAUUCUCCGCAAAGAGAUCAAGAUCGCUGCUCAGAACUGCUACGUGAAAGCAUCUGGAGCAUUCACGGGAGAGAUCAGCCCUGCGCAACUUGUAGAUGCCGACAUUCCCUAUGUCGUCCUUGGUCACUCCGAGCGCCGCACACUCUUCCACGAGACAUCUGCGUUAGUUGCCCAGAAGACCCGCGUCGCCAUCGACACCGGACUCUCUGUCAUCCUCUGUGUCGGCGAGACGCUCGAGGAGCGGGAAGCGGGAAGGACCGCCCAGGUUGUGGAGGAGCAGCUCAAGCCUGUGAUCGAGUUGCUGACCCCGAAGGACUGGAGCAAGGUCGUGAUUGCGUACGAGCCCGUGUGGGCCAUUGGUACCGGCAAGGUCGCGACCUCUGCCCAGGCGCAAGAGGCACAUGCCAACAUCCGCAGUUUCCUGGGCAAGGCUGUCUCUGCCGCCGUUGCGGAGAGCACGCGGAUCAUCUACGGAGGCAGCGUCACGGCCUCGAACUGCAAAGAACUCGCCACCCAACCAGAUGUAGAUGGGUUCCUUGUCGGCGGGGCCUCUCUGAAGCCUGAGUUCGUCGACAUCAUCAAUGCAAAGAAGGCGUAAUCCCCGGUUCCGGUGGCCGCCGAGUGUGGAAGGUGGUCAUAGUGCUAUAUGUCCAAUAGAUCAAGGAAGAAGAGAAGCAUACAAAUGCGUAAUGUAUUCUGUACCUCGGAAGUUUAAACAUGAUGACAGCGCAUGAGCGUCGAGGUUUC